Acanthoscelides obtectus is the source of this 9110-nucleotide messenger RNA. Lineage: Eukaryota; Metazoa; Arthropoda; Insecta; Coleoptera; Chrysomelidae. The record is from the annotation of a GenBank genome assembly.
UUUUUCGAGGCUUUGCUUCUUCUACUGCUGACUGUGUAUUUAUUUUCUGGUGUUUGAAACCUGUCUUUCAAUUCCAGGAGCCAGUCAAAGUCUUCGUACCUAGCCCCGCGACGCGAUAGAGACCGAAUUAUCCCGGAUUCGGAAACUGGCAGCUAUAAGCGAACUAUGUCCCCAAAUGGCCAUGCUCUCACCGCUGAGGACUCGCAGAGGAUCAACAGUAGGGAAACCGUGUGGCCAACAGCCGGGAAAGAAACCAUCAUCAAGAGAGCUUCAGUUGAAAAGAAACUAGACGAUCAGAGGAAUUCCGAUGAGGAUCUGAAGAAACCUAUCGUUCUACCAGACGUCCUCCCCGUUAAUGUAAAACUGCUAGGGCCUAGAUCUCAACAAUACAACAGGCCUACGCACCUGAGUCUCUCUCCGUUGGACUCCGCAGAAAGUAGAUCUCCUAAAACCCCUCCCUCCUCGCCCCCUAAGAGCCCGUCAAGAAAUUCACCCUUCGCAACUUUACGUACAAUCAGCAUCUCGCCGCUGGAUUCGCUUGAAGGCAAAACACGCGUCGGAAACAAGCACGGUAGCUAUUGCGAGGCAUCCUCGCCUGCAUCACCGCCGAAAAGCCCUUCGAGGAGUUCUCCGUUUGCUCCAUUACGCGCGACCCAUCUAUCUACUGCUACAACAAUCACCACGUCAUCAAAUCCCAAGUUUUCUAUUAGCGCUGUUAAUAAAAAAACAUCACAGUCCCCACCCGAUAAGUCACCACCAGGUUCCCCGAAGAGCCAAAGUUCUUCCACGAGCUGCACACCUUCUAGUCCAAGGAAGUCGUCGCCGCCUGUGAUUAAGCCGUCUCUGUCUCCGAACGCUUUAGUGAAGCUGUGUUCGUCAAGAGAGGCUUCAUCCGCGACGAAUACCCCCUUGCGUGCUUUAUCUCCAGCUUCGCCUGAAUCUUUGAAGUGUAAUAAUUCGACUAAGAAGAUCGAAGAUUAUCCAAAGGUUGAAGAGGGUCUGCAGAUGAUCCAAAGGACUGAGGUGGUAUUGAGGGUGAAUACGACAACGACCGAUGCUGCUUCGCAAACGGAAGCCGAGGAAUUGCCUACGCCGGCAGUGAUGCAGCCUUCGCCCACCACGAAGAAGUUCCAGGAGGAGUUAGAAUGCGAAAAGCUGGCGGAAGACUUCAUUGGUCAACUGCCGCAUUCUCAUAGGCUUAAAGAAAUUUUAGGACUGUUUCGAAUCGACGUUACAACGAAAUCCAGGCAGGCCAACUCUCCUUUCCGAAGUAGAAACAAUACACCUUCCAGUAGUCCACCUCCUACGUUAUCUUCAGUACCCCUUUGCACCACCACCAGCACACUCACCGCUACUCGACUAAGUAUAUCUCCGACGAUAUGCUCUAUGUCGAUACCGAGCGUUGUACCGAUUGCAGAAUCAAUCAGUAGUUCCUUGUCUGGAUCAUCAACGUACUUUACGACGUCGGAACCAAAGGCCAAGUUCCUCACCAGGUACAGCCAGGAUAUGAACAAAUGCUACGUCGUCAAGAAUACCAAAGAUCUUAGUCAGAAGAAGGAGGAGCUAGUAAACCGGUUAGAUAAAAAGUUGGAGGUACUGCGUAACGAGCAGCUCGUUGUAACGGACGAGUGCAAGAUCAACGACGAACUGGGAGAAAACGUCGAAUCGCAUAUUAACCGACUGGCCAGACCGCACGAGGUGGCCAAGUUCAGACUGCACGUCGAAGAGGUAGGGAAGAUCACAAGCCUGCUGUUGGGUCUAUCGGGGAGGCUAGCCAGGACGGACAACGCUCUCAUGAACACGGCUGAAGACCAUCCCGAAAGGACGGUACUUGAGGCCAAACGGGACAAACUGUUGGAUCAACUAGAAGAAGCAAAGAAGCUAAAAGAAAGCAUCGAUCGGCGGAGCGUGUGCGUCUCCGACAUCUUAAGUAAAUACUUGAGCUCUGACUUAUACGCGGAUUACGACCAUUUCAUCAACAUGAAAGCGAAACUGAUCAUGGACUGCAAAGAGAUCUCGGACAAGAUCAGGCUGGGUGAAGAACAGCUCGAAGCUGUCAAAGAAACGUUGAUCGUUACAGACUGAGUGUGAUAUACUUUUGAAAUGUUUGAUGUAAGUGCUAUAUUGUCGUUCGAGUUUUAUCGAACGAGCUAGUCCGGUGACAUGUAUAUCGCUUCAUUGAUUUAUUUGUGAAAGAUGGAGAGAAUAUAUCUACAACUACGAGUGGAUUCAAUAGAAUCAUCAUAUUCUUCAGUUGGACGGUAUCUGGAGUCCUUGGAAACAGUGGAUAAAUGAAACAAUGACGUUUCCUUGAGGAACGUUCAAAGGACGAUUUAAACUUUCUUUUUACAGUAGCGUAUAGCAGUUGUCAUCACAAGCUGUCAGCUAUGUCAGAGAGAUUUUUCUUUGUUUUACGUAUUUAUCUAACAUUUUGAUGAUAAACGGUUUAUUGGUGCUUAACGUCAAUAAAAAAUGCAAAAUAAUAACGUGUUUGCAUCCUCGAAUCGCGAAAAGUAAAAAACACAAUAUAGGCAACCGUUGCACGCAAUGCACUACUGGUUGCAGGUGGUCGAUUACGUCUUUCAGAUUCAACUACUACAGUAUUUCACAAAAAACAUUACAUUACAAAAACAGAAGUUUAUGCGAAGGCACUGUAGUGUCUUGUAGAACUUCGUAUUUCACUGCUUUUUCACUUGAAACUUAUAGAGGAUAUAUUUUAAAACAAAAAAGUGUGGAUGAAGCACGCUUUUCAUGAAAUUUUAUUCCCAAAACACUGCUAUUAUCACCAUUAUUUCCACCGCCAUUUGCUAUAUGACGUCUGUGCAUAUGUCAUAUGAGUAUGAGAGGCGCUUGCCUGCGGUGUUGCCAAAUUGGCUCCGCAUUUAGGGAAAAAUAUGAAAAAGGAAAAAUUUAUAUACAUACAUAUAAUAUAUGUAUGUAUAUAAAUUUUUCCCUUAAUUAAUAUUAUUAAUGAAAGAACAUAACGAAAAAGAAACAAAAAACUAAAAUAACACAGUAGUAAAUUAAAAAGGGAUUCCUAAUAAUUAUAGAAAAAAGUGGUGGGGAGCCGCCAGCACUCAAGUGAUUAAGAAUAUAAGGCGCGAUGCACACUGAACGGACGUGAGGCGAGGACGUGGCACAGACUUAUGUCAAUUCAGCGUCUCUCCUAUAUAAUUGAAUUGUCCAAUGCACACAGCGGCAACGUGGCGCUGGCGGUCGCCAUCGCGCCCUUGCCACGUCUUCUUCCAGUCUCUUGUGGCGUACAAGAACAGACACGUCCGUUGCACGACACUUGUUGCUUACUUAAAACUUUUUAAAAAUGCGAGACGAUAUUGAAUUUAACAUUCAAUUUUGCGAGGAAAUUGAAAAAUAUCCAUGCUUGUACGACUACAGUCGUUCAGAUUAUUGUAAUAGGAGUGCUCAGGACCAAGCGUGGCAGAAAAUCGCAAAAAAAUUUAUUACUAAAUUAAUUCAUUCAGUUACUUACCUUAAAGAAAUCAGUAGUUUCUCUUCUGGGCAAAUUGGUUCCCUAAAAUUGGUUGAUCUCUUUUCAAGGCCUUCUUUUACAAGUGCCAAUACAUUAUAAAAACACUCACGGGACAUCCUAUAAAAAUUCUGGAAUCGUUCUGGGUAUGUGUUCAGUUCACGCACAACGUCGAAUGUUCCACACGUUUUCCCCUUCUUUAGCCACAAUGGAUGCAUCCAAAAUCGUCUGGUUUUCUGCAUAUUACCCAAGUAAACCAGAUCCAACAUAUCUUCAUCAUCUUCAUCACUGCUUGAGAAAUCCAUUCGUUUGUGGCCCUUAAACUUCACCUCGAUGUUCCAGCGAAUGUUCGAAAUCUUUCGUUUUCGUCACUACCCCGCUCCUUGUGUGUGCAUUGGCACAUGUCACGUCUCCGCAACGUCUGUGCCAUGUCCUUGCCACGUCCUCGCCACCGUCCACCCAGUGUGAAUUGGGGCUGUGAAUGAGAAAGGGCGGCAAGCCUGUAUCUUGAUAUUUGAUACGCAGCUUUGAAGCAGGAACUGCGAGAGGGUGACUGAUCACUUCUCAUACCUACAUAUGUGUUCAAAAAUAUAUUUUACUACUACUAGCUCGUAAUGCACACUUUUCAAUCUACUACUGUGUUAUUUCAGCUUUUUGUUUCUUUUUCAUUAAUAUAUAUGUUUAUAAAUUUUCCACUUUUCAUUUACAAAAAUAAACUUUUUAGAUAAAAUUAGAUAAUGUCUGAAUAUUUUUGUUACGGUUCGUAUCCGCUGUCACUCAUUAUUACCCGGCCGCAGUUUAUUAAAAUGAGAAAAAAAAAUAUUUGAAUUUGAACGAGUAUUUACGCUGAAUUUGGCAGACGUAAUCGACACCCUGCAACCGGUAGAGCAGUUGGAUGCACAACCGGUUGCCUAUAUUCACUUUCUUCUAUAAUUAGAACAAGCAAAAACAUUAUUUUCGUUUUUUAUUGAUGCCUAGCACAAAAAACAAAUCGCCCUAAUUUUAUCAUCGAAAUGCUAAAUAGAUACGGCCAGCAAAGAAAAUAUUUAUGACUUCGAUGACAGUUCGUGAUGACUGCUACAGCCUACUGAGAAAUGAAAAUUUAAAUCGUUCCUUGAACGUUCCUCAACGAAACGUCAUUGUUUCACUGUUUCCAAUGAGAUAUCUUGUUUCCAAGGAAGCCUCGCGCCUCAAGGCAUUAUCUAAAAAGAUGGUUUACCGAUAUAUUACCACAUCGGAAAAUUUACCAGACGCAGGUAUAUCUAAAUACAUGCUGACGCACCACAGCUUUUGGACCCCAAAUUACGAUUUUAUUUUAUCCACUCUAGUUGCGGAAACGCUUUCUGCCUUCAAAUCUGUUGAAAUGUAGAUUUGUUAUGAAUCUUUAAAAUAAUCCAAUAUUUAGUCGUGUCUACUCGCGAAUAUUAUAUUUAAUUUAGAUUGCAUCCAAUGAAUUAUAAAAUUCAGACUUUCUUCACAAGCAAACCAAAACGUGCCUAACUGAUUUAUGAUGAAGGAACGUAUUCCUGCUUCUGUUGAGAUGUUCAUAAAAGUCGACGUUUUUAAAGAAUCAUUACGAAUUUACGUUUAUCUCAUUGUUGUUUGUGUACAUUAUUUGGCUUAGUAGUAGUCUCGCAAAUACUCGUUAGACGGCCAUCUCGGAUCGGACUAAACCUUAGUUUGCGCGCAGAUGUAACGUUUUAGACAGAUAGCUGCUUUUGAUUUAUAUAUAACUGCCAUAAUAUGCCAUAUCAAUAAUUUCACUGCUCUUUGGACUUUGUUUAGAAGACUCCUUCAAUGACAUAUUGUAGUCACAUCAAGGAGGGUGGUAUGUUGAAGACUGUACUUCUCAGGUUCGGACAUUUGACCUGACCAAUAGGGAAACUAAAAGUGCUAACCACCCUCUCUUCAUGGUAAUCAUGUCAUUGGAUAACAGGUUCUAUCCAAGAUGGCCCUGAUUCUGUGGUGUGAUUUUUCGGAUGUUCACGAUUGCAAUGUUCGAAAAUGUCACAUGUCAUGAACGGCACCUCGCAAAGUAACCGUUUUGCAGGUUAUUAUCGGUCAUGCUCCCGUAUUCGCUGAUUGAUUGAUAUACAGGGUGUUCGAGAAAUAGAGAUAUUUUAGAGGGUGGUUCCUUGUUAAAAAUAUAAGUUUAUAUGAAUUUGGGUCCGGAAAUAAGAUACAGGGUGAUACAUUUUAAACAUUUUUUUUGUUUGCCAAGGCACUUUUUGCAAAAAUCAACAAACUAAUUUUGUCUAGUGAUAUGCAAUAAAACUGUUUCUAUUUUUCUUUUCUCGCAAACGAAGUGAGAUACAAAAAAAAUGCAAGAUGCGGUGAAGUUGUAUUUUUAGAUUCUUAAUCAAAAAACAAAUAUUAAAGUUACAAAAAAGGCAGUGGCGUACAUUUUUUGACAAUAAUAUUUUAUUUAUUUAUAUUUUUUUAAGGCUAAAUUAGCCUCUUAAUACAACAAAUAAUGCAAAACUUUGACAGAAUCGAAUAAAUAUUUUUUAGGAUAUUUAUAAAAAAGAUUUUUUUUUAAUUUAUCACCCUGUAUAUCUUGAAAAUUCUUCAUUUCCGGUUCCCUGUUUAGAAGCUUUUUUUCGUAUUUUUUAACCAGGAAUCACCCUCGAAGGUAGCUCCGUCUAUUUGAAGCGAAAUUUCGUGUAAAUUUUAACAAUCACAUACAGGAUGUUUCAGAAAGACGUGUCAAUACUUCGUGUCCGAGCUGCUACCGAUUUGUGAUAUCCUCUCACUUAAUCCAAACUGCUAGAAUUCGUAAAUAAAAUUGAUCACCCUGUAUCUCGAUAAGGGAAGGGAUGUUGGAUACACUUUUUACCCAAGAAAUUUCUGAAACACCUUGUAUUCCGUAUAAUCGAUACUGAUACAGAAUCAUACUAGUUAGUUGACCUGAGCUUUCUGGAUUUUCUUCGAUGUCCACAUACAAGUGUAGGAUCGACAUAAUUAUUACAUCAUUAAUGAUUCUACUAUGCGAACAUGUAAACUGAUCGAUUGGUACUUUGCGGUCAAUAGCGCGUCUCUUGCUGUUUACCUGAAACAGACAAGAUGGCGUCGCAUUGUUGACAUCGUAGGCUGUUUUUUUUUGUGCAUUUCGUACGUACGAUUUUCUUUGGCCGAUUUCUGGAACAGUGACGUAUAAGGCAACACGCGACAAGCUUUGACAAUAUCUUUACACAGAAACUGAUUUUGGUACUGUUGCGUCUUGUAGAACUUCGGAUUUCACUGUUUUUUCACUUGAAACUUCUCGAUGGUAGUGUGAUAGACUAUGUUAAAUAAAAAAAAGUGUGGAUGAAGCACACUUUUCAUGCAUUUUUUUCCAAAAACACGUAUUCUUAGCAGUUAUUUCGACGAUUAUUUACACCGUCAUCUGCCAUAUGACGACGUUGAAGUCUGUGCGUACGCUUUUUAUAUUGCUAUUGUCGUUUGUUUCAGUUUUUCAUUUUUGUGUUUCAUUGAUUAAUAUAAAUGUAUAUAGAUUUUCCACUUUUCAUAUUUUUCCUUAAAUGCGGAGCCCAAUCCGGCAACACCGCAGGCAAGCGCCUCUCAUACAUGACAUAUGCACAGACGUCAACGUCAUAUGGCAGAUGGCGGUGGAAAUAAUGGUGAAAAUAACUGCAAAAUACAGUGUUUUGGGAAAAAAAUGUUCUCGACAAGCGUGCUUCAUCCAUCGGACUCCCUCUUCAAGUUUCAAGUGAAAAAAACAGCGAAAUUCGAAGUUCUACAAGACGCGACAGUACCCUGAUUUUUUUUGUCGUUCCCCUAUAAACCUUCACAUGAAACUGUUCUAGAAAUACGUCAAAUUGUUUAGUUAGGAGUUAUUUUUAGUUCAAUGGGUGACACAACGGACAAGCUUGGUGAUAACUACGCGACUGUUUUUUUUUCCUGGGAUCAGGUCUUGUGGCAGCCGUUUUCUUUAAUUUAUUUGUACACGAUUAUUUAUUUUUGUAUAUUUGUCUUUUGUGAUAAAGAAAAAUUACUGCGUUGCUGGCAGAAAAAUUCGGCAGAUCUUCAUAGGAGAUACUUCGGACUCGUCAGUAAUAUACGUCCUAAAAGUUUUGCAACAAAAUGUUUAUCAGAUUUCUUUUAUUUAAACACUUACUAGAUAUCAUAGAUUACAACUCAAUACUAUCGAAUUAUGUGGAAUUGCUCUACCAGCCGCAACUUUCUGCGAAUAUCUCAUGAGGUCAUGGACGGAAUUCAGAUUAAUUUAUCUCAAUUUUUCGUAAAUUUGUCGUCUUAAUUGUUCUUCAUCUUGGGCUUCCCAGCCUCCAUGAUAUACCUUCCUAGACAGUAAAGCCUAAAAAUCCUUUAUUCUGCAAUUUCGGAGGAUUAUCGUUUUUGGGAACAAAAGGUAUGUUAUGUUAUCGAAACCAGUUUUGGGUAUCUCUUGAGUAAUAGCAUGAUGUCUGGCCAAAACAUGAUAUCGUGGACAAACUUAAAACCAUGAAAUAAAAUGAAAAUAAAAAUGAUCAGUGAAAUAACCUAACUUCGCAAAAUCAUAAUACAAAUUCAUGACAUCGUGAUUUUAUCAUCGACGGACGUCCAUUGAUUACUUCAGAACAAUUUAUGGUAUGACGUAAUAGUGAUCUUUCGUGAUUUUGACUAUAGACUUGUAGAUACUUUUUCUUAUUUCUAAUUUAUACCUUGAAGCGAAAACUUCAAAAUACUUGAUAUCAUUUUGUGUUUGUUAAAAUUAAAGCCAAUGAAUUUUGUGCCAAAUAUACGUUAUUAUAAUUUAAAAUCAUGUUUCACAUUAUGUUGUUUGAUGCUAUUUAUAAUGUUUCUUUUUUCGGAAGUAGCCUCACCAACUGAUACAGCUGCAUGAGGACGUACAAUAGAAUAAUUACAUUUGCGAAAAGAUGAUGUCCAACAGUUCUUCUACUCCUGAAAUACGUCAUCUUCAAAAAAUAAAUCAUAUCGUAUUGAAUGUCUGUCGGAUUUUUCUCGGGGUUUGGCUGUUACAAGACCGUAAGAAUACGUAUUUAUUUUUCAUAUGCGAUCUUUUGUUAUUAUUACUAAACUUGUCCAGGUCAGAGCCCCGAAAUGCAUCUUCCUACCAAGUAUUUAUGUAACGCUCUAAAUGUGUAGAUCUAAAUUGUUUACCUUGGUUUUAUUUCUUUUUUCUGCUCCUAGAGUUUCGUAUUCGUCUUCGAGAUAUAACUGCAACUAUUGAGAUCCACCGCCGAAUAUUAGUGAGUCAUAGGUUACAAAUGUGACUUGAAAAUGAAUACGAGUUUUAGGAUAAGUGAAAAUAAGCGUGUACAUAUAAUGUAUUCACAUACGAAAGAAAGAAAACGAAUGAUAUGGUGCUCUGGAAAUGAAUUUGUAAUAUUAUAUACUUAUAUGCGUAAGUUAUUACAUUGUGAUUUUUUAUUAGUGUUGAAACCAGUCGUAUUUUUAAAAUAUUUUUAAUCUAUGCCUUAAGAGAUAUUCUACGUUUCUCAGAUAUUUAAAUAGAUCCUUUCUGACCUUAACGCAUCGCUUACAAUAAAUAACCAUUAUGAAAAUUGCAUUUUUCUCCUAACCCAUUUUGUUUCUGGUACAGAUAAACUGCAUAUAUACUAAGUGAACAUAGUAUAUUGACGGCAUUUUUAGGGCACUAAUGACG